This is a messenger RNA of Acanthamoeba castellanii str. Neff, 2727 nucleotides long. Its product is annotated as RhoGEF domain containing protein. The record is from RefSeq and is a predicted model, not a curated record. The transcript is spliced from 19 exons. Bases 1 to 2727 code for a protein of 908 amino acids. Gene Ontology annotation, molecular function: guanyl-nucleotide exchange factor activity. Gene Ontology annotation, biological process: intracellular signal transduction. NCBI's taxonomy places the organism in Eukaryota, Discosea, Longamoebia, Acanthamoebidae.
AUGAAUGGAACUGCUUCUGCUCUCGGCGCCUCGCCGUCUUCUUCCUCUCCCUCUCCAUCUCCGCCACCUUCAACAUCGACAUCGAGUAGCUCUUCGUCCUCGCCCUUGACCCGCCACGGCCGAAGCGGGAGCCUUCUUCGAACCCGGGCCGUGCGCGAACUGCAUCAUGGCCUGGAUCAAGCAGACGACGAGGAACCCACCAAGGUCGAGGAGGUGAAGAAGCUGCUCCAGCAAUCGGUGGCCUCCUAUUUUGAUCGGUUGCAGGAGGAGGAGCGCGAGAAGCGAAAGCAGGAACGCGAGCAGCGCGAGAGGCGGAAGCGCUUGCCCAUCUUGUUGAUGGUUACGCUGCCGGACUGGCUUGGCGGGGACGCGCACGAAAUCAUUCUACCGCACGACUGCCUGAUCGACGAAGUCAAACAAACGAUCUGGAAGCAAGUUCCAGCGCUGUGGGACACCGCCAGGGAGGAGUGUGACCUCACCCUGGCCGGCAGCUAUGUACUGGACGUGGAGUUCUGCAAGCUGCUAUCGAUCACGGUGGUGGGCAAAUACUUCGCUGAGCACAACAAGGUCGCACUCAGCGUCAUCACAAAGAAAAUAGCCCCUAAACGCGGUCCUCUGAGCAUGAGCACCAACAGCCCCAUUGGGACGAUCGUGCGACCUCCACCGAGACCGAGCGACGAGGACGACCACAAGAAGCGCGCUGCAGUGAUCGCCCAAAAGCUCAGCGAAUCACAGAGCGCGCUCUACAAGGUGCAAACGCAGAUACGGGAACUGCAGAGCAUGUACCGGAAGGAGCUGGACCAGUGCCUGUCCAACAUCGCCCUGACCAAUGUCAUCCGCCAAGCCGACGAGGCGGGCUUGAAGAAGCGCACCACGGAGGAGGCCGCCGCCGAAGCCCUGGUCGAGGCCGAAGCCGAGUCGGAGACCACCGCGUCCGAGGUCUCGGAAGCGGAGGCCGACGACGAUGAAGAGGACGGCGCCGAUGACGACGACGGCGCCGAUGAUGAGGAAUUCGCAACGGCCACGGUCAACGAGACCGAGCUUGCGAUGCGGUUCUUCAACGACCGCAAGGAGCUGCUGGAGCGCAUCGUAGCCAACCUGCAGGAAAUCCUGGACUCCAAGGACCUGAUGACGCCGUCGGUCGAGCGUCAACCGUCAUUCAAGCGUCUGGCCGAUCUGAAGGCCGUCAAGGACUCUGAGGCUUCGGCUUCGGCUUCGGGCGCUGCCGCUGGUCCGUCGCUCCGGACACCGCCGCAGACGCCGCUGCCACCGCUCCCCCCGCACGCCAAGGCCCGCAUGUCGUGCGGCCAGCCGGCCUUGGUGCGCGUCAGCGAGCUGAUGGAGAGCGAGGCCAUUCAAAAGAACGACUCCUCGCCCAAGCCCGGGGGCAAGGACGGCGUCGACGAGGAGGAAAAAGAAAGACAGAGGAAGAGGUUGCUUACGCCACUCGAGCGAACGCGGGAAGAGUUUUUUGAGACGGAGGAGAGCUACGUGGCGGGUCUGGCAAUCAUAGUCAAGGUCUACUUGGCGGGCGUCACGGGCAUACUGAGCCCCAACGACCUCGACACGAUCUUCGCCAACGUGGCGACCAUCUUCGAGAUCCACAAGAACCUGCUGCAGGACAUCUCCCAUAUCAAGGACAAGGAGCGCGCCCAGACGGGCAAGUCGUUCGGUGAUUCGCUCAAGGCCUUCAUUCCAUUCCUGAAGAUGUACACCGUCUAUAUCAACGCCUUCGACGAUGCCAACAAGCGCAUCGGCGAGCUGAUGAACACGUCGAAGAAGUUCGCUGCCUAUCUGCAAGAGGCCCAGGCGCGGCCCGAGUGCAAGAAGCUGGACUUGACGUCGUACCUGAUCAUGCCCGUGCAGCGCCUACCGCGAUACGAACUGCUCCUGCGGGAUCUCAUCAGGCUGACCCCGCCCGAAGACUCUGAACACCCCAAGCUGAGCUCGCUCUUGGAGGCUGUGGUGUUGGUCAACAAGCAUGUGAACGAGAGCAAGAAGAAUGCCGAACUUCGACAAAAGUUGUACAGACUCCAGGUCUCGAUCAAGGACAAGGUCGACAUCUUCUCUCGGGUCAACCGACAUCUGAUCCGAGAGGGCUCCUUCCAGUCCUACGAGCUCCGAUUGCAGGACCAGGGCAAAGAAACCGCUGCGGAGCUGGCGCGGCAGAACGUGGAGGGCGUGAGCCUGCUCAACGUCUCGCUCAAGCGGCUGCCCUUCAAGGAGCGCUACUUCUUCCUCUUCGAUGACUACCUCCUCGAGGUCUCACUGCCCACACGAAGCGGCAAAUACAAAUUCGUCCGGAAAGUCGACCUCAGAAAUAUGACCUCGGUCUCGUGGGAGAAGGACAAGGAGCGAGAGCUCAAGGACCUGUUCCCACAGCGGGCGCCGAAUGCGAACUCCGAAAUCCCGACUUUGUCGAACGAGAUAUUGAUGCUGAGUCCAGCAAUCAUGGAAGACGAAGACAAACUGGUCCUCUCGGUGGUGGUGGAUGGAACUAAACGCUACCUCUACAAAUUCAAAUCCACGACUGAGCGCGAUGAUUGGCACGACGUACUCAGCAAACAAUCCGCCAAAUGCAAGGCGGAACCAGCGAGCGCAGUGCCCGAGCUGGAAAUCGCGGACCGAGGGCAGUCCUCGCUAAGCAACCUGCUCGGUUUCAGCCCAGCAUCAAGUACAACUUUCUAUGUUGUUGUUGUUAUACUAUGUGUGUGUGUGUGUGUCUAG